Rhodofomes roseus is the source of this 633-nucleotide messenger RNA. RefSeq lists its product as uncharacterized. The record is from RefSeq and is a predicted model, not a curated record. The coding region runs from base 1 to 633 and encodes 210 amino acids. Lineage: Eukaryota; Fungi; Basidiomycota; Agaricomycetes; Polyporales; Fomitopsidaceae. The transcript has a single exon.
AUGGCCCCUAGAAGGAGCAAGAAACAAUUUCAGAAAUGCAACGCCAAACUUCCCAAAAAACGCACCAGUCGAGCGAAACCUCCUCCACCGCCCACCCCCGUCACCCUCCCCCCACUGCCGACGCUCUACACCCCGCCCGAGGGCCUGCCUAUCAUCCCCGUUAAAGUCCUCCCAUACCCAACGAUCAGAGGCAAACACGGACCUACCUGGAUCGCGGACGAGAGGCCGACGGUGCAGCUCCAAAAAGGAAGCCGCAUCACGAUCUUCACAGACGCCCAAACGUCAGGCACAGGGCGCCUAUCGGUGAUCACAGAUCUUCGUCGACACUGGGUCACUUUCUCGAUUGUCGGUGCGCCACAGCCGUGCAACCUACGCGUCCCUAUCCCGUGGGCAAUCCUCGACAGUCUCGAGAGCUUCACCCAUCAGGAGCACUAUUUCAACCUCCCAAACGACCCCUCCCCACACCGCUCCUUCGCCAACAUCCCCGCCUUCCGCAACUUGAACGAGAAUCCCUAUGAGUUCGAAGUGGAUGAAGACGACGUUCCCACCCUCGCUAGAAGAAUAGCGAAUAUUGCGAACAAUUAUUGGAGAGAUAUCGAGCGGGAGGGUCAGAGGGCAAGCCUGGGCCGCUAG